GUUUUAUAGCGAUGAACUACUCCAUAUCAAAUAAAAUUCACACUUUCAUAUUUGACAAUUCUUCAUAAAUAAGUUAUUUAAUAAAAUAAAUUCCGUUUAUUUAAAAUGUGUUUACGGUGGACCUCGUUUCUACUAGUUGCAUCAUGCCUUACCCUGUCGAAAGCUGCGACUACAAUGAUGCCUUUCACAACAACACAUCAUCAGCCGUACGAAUUCGAAAAUUUUGUAUUUCAGUUUGAUGGUACAACAGGAACAAUGACAGUCCGAUCAUCAAACAAGUGUUAUAUCUGGCAGAUUACAACACAAGAGCAUCAACAAAUUCAUACUGACGAUGGUCUCAGAAAUGUAGAGCUUCGAGUUCUAAAGGAGAUGAACAACGCUUACUAUACCGUUGUACCAAAGUCAAUAUUACACCCUACAAUACAGUACGCCUGUACGAAACAAGCAUCUCAUUUUUAUCUUGUACAUUAAAAUAUGUAUAUUAAUUAAAUGACAGUAAAAUUA
Ruditapes philippinarum (Manila clam) is the source of this 504-nucleotide messenger RNA. RefSeq lists its product as uncharacterized. The record is from RefSeq and is a predicted model, not a curated record. The transcript has 4 exons. NCBI's taxonomy places the organism in Eukaryota, Metazoa, Mollusca, Bivalvia, Venerida, Veneridae. The coding region runs from base 106 to 471 and encodes 121 amino acids.